CAAAUUGCCAGUAUGACCUGCGCCGACGUCGCGGGAGGUGGCCAUUCUCUGCUCGCUCAUUAUACUCUGGAAUGACCCUGCAUCGCUGACGCUAGAAUACUUGAACUAUUCUGCUCGUUUGAUACUCUAAGAACCGUUUUAUUUCCAUUCAGCUCUUCUUGAUGCCUCCCAAGAGCAAGAGCCGAGAAGCCAUAACUGCGAUGGCCCUCGGUAGACCGUUCUCACCACUGCCUUCAGGACGCAAGAAUGAGUUUUUUGCGCCGAAAAUUGUGACCGUGAUUUUUGGGGCAUUUUUUCUAAGCUCUCUAGCACCAAAUCUCCCUUCUACCGCAGCCAACCCCACUGAAUCCACAACUACCCUCCCCGAAGUCCCUUCUCCAUCGACUGCGGAAAUUUUGAGGCAUCAUCAUCAUCCAGAGGCAUCAUCAUCAGAGGCACCCACAGCCGAGACCAAGAUCGAUGUUCGACUCCCAAAAUCGAUCGUUCCGCUCAAAUACGUUAUCCGGCUACAGCCUCUGAUCAACGGUAACUUCUCUAUCAUGGGCUCGGUUGAGAUCACCAUGAAGGUCUUGGAACCCACCCAGAACGUGUCCCUGCACAUGGCCGACAUCAUCAGCAAAAACGAGACCAUCAAGUUGAAAAUGUCUGACGACCCAUCGGCCUCGCCAUUAAAAAUCACGGAACACAAGUACGAUGCUGACCGAGAAUUCUACAUCGCAAUGUUGGAUCAGGAGCUUGUCAAGGAUAGGAAGUAUGUACUUUCCAUGAACUUCGAAGGCUACCUCAACGAUCAACUCAAAGGCUUCUACCGCUCCCAGUACACCGAUAAAAGUGGACAGAAGAAAAUGAUAGCGACAACUCAGUUCCAGCCUACGGAUGCCCGGCGCGCGUUUCCGUGUUUCGACGAGCCUGCACUCAAAGCCGAGUUCGAAAUUUUCAUUGCUCGGCAAACCAACAUGUCCGCCCUCUCGAACAUGCCAAGAAUAAACACCUCGCUCAUCCCUGAUCAGCCAGGCUGGGUGUGGGAUCACUUCAACUCAUCGGUUCCCAUGUCCACGUACUUGGUCGCCUUCGUCGUCUCCGAUUUCUCGCACAUCAACUCCACAGCUAACAAAAACACACUAUUCAGAGUCUGGGCACGCCAAGAGGCCAUCGAUCAAGCCGAGUACGCGAAAGCGAUCGGCCCCGACGUCACGACUUAUUUCGAAGACUAUUUCUCCAUCCCGUUCCCGCUGCCCAAGCAGGACAUGAUUGCGCUACCUGAUUUUUCUGCCGGUGCCAUGGAGAACUGGGGCCUCAUCACAUACAGGGAAACAGCUUUGCUUUACGAUCCUGCGGUGUCAUCUGCGUCCAACAAACAAAGAGUUGCUGCAGUCGUGGCCCACGAGCUCGCCCACCAGUGGUUCGGAGACCUGGUCACACCGUCUUGGUGGACCGACCUCUGGCUCAACGAGGGCUUCGCUUCCUACCUUGAAAACUUAGGAGUUGAUGCAGUUGAGCCCACCUGGAAGAUGAUGGAGCAGUUCCUGGUUGACGACCUCCACUCGGUCUUCGCGCUGGACUGCCUCGAGUCCUCGCAUCCCAUCAGCAUCCCCGUCGGCCACCCCGAUGAAAUCAGUGCCAUAUUCGACAAGAUUUCGUACAACAAAGGUGCUUCCAUCAUCCGGAUGAUGAAUCAUUUCCUGAGUGAGCCCACCUUGCGGCAGGGCUUGACGAAUUACCUCAAUCACUUCAAGUACAAGAGCGCAGAGCAGGACGACUUGUGGCGCUUCCUGACGGAGCAGGCGCAUCAGGACAAGAACUUGCCUCAGGACCUGACCGUUAAGGACAUCAUGGACACCUGGACGCUGCAGAUGGGCUACCCCCUCAUAACUGUCACGGUCAAAGGCGAUGGCUCUGCUAUGCUGUCACAGGAACGUUUCCUGUGUGUGAAGAACGAAAACUCGACCGACACUCACGACUACAGAUGGUGGGUCCCUAUUUCCUUCACCUCUGAAGACGCGAUGAACUUCAACGAUACGCGUCCGUCAGUCUGGAUGAACAAAACCGAAGCCACUAAAACUAUCUCCAGCCUUCCUACAUCACCGGACAAGUGGGUCAUCGUGAACCUCCAACAAACUGGUUAUUACAAAGUCAACUAUGAUAUUAACAAUUGGCAGCAAAUUAUCCGGCAGUUGAAGGCUGAUCACACGAAGAUUGACGUGAGCAAUCGCGCUCAGAUACUAGACGACGCACUGGACUUGGCACGCUGUGGAGUCCUGAGUUACGACGUAGCCAUGGACGUAUUGUCCUACCUCGAUAAGGAGACAGAGUACGUGCCUUGGAAAACUGCACUCAACAACUUGGGAUACGUCAAGAAUAUGCUCAGCAGAACUGCUGCUUACGGUGCAUUCAAGCGCUACCUGAUCUCUCUUCUGGAACCUCUUUACAAGAAAGUUGGCUUUGCUGAUAAUCUCAACGAUCCUCACCUGGAUCAACUCAUUCGUGUUCAAGCUGUCUCGUGGAUGUGUUCUCGUAAAUAUAAAGACUGCGUCUCUCAGGCUGUCAGUCUCUUCAAGCGCUGGAUGGAACAACCAGAUAACAAGAGCAUCGUUUCGCCAAACUUGAAGUCUACAGUUUACUGCGCGGCCAUCGCCGAAGGUGGUGAGGCCGAAUGGCGUUUCCUUUGGUCGCAAUACCUCGUCUCGAAUGUCGCCUCUGAAAAAGCCACAUUUAUGUAUGCCCUCGGAUGCUCGAAGGAAGUCUGGAUUCUUUCAAAAUAUCUGGAAGAUGCGUUCACCGCUGGAGGCGACAUACGCAAGCAGGAUGUCUCCAGAGUCUUCUUGUCCAUCGCUGAUAACGAACAUGGCCAGGACUUCGCUUGGAAUUACCUAAGGAAUAAUUGGAAGGCCAUUAACAAAUAUUUCGGCUCUGGAUUCUCCACACCUGGUCGACUUGUUGAGUACGCGACCAGCAAGUUCAACUCGGAGCUCAUGCUGCAGGAGAUGGUUCGAUUACGCGACGCGAACUUGGACGACCUGAAGAGCGGCAAGCGCACCGUCGACCAGAGUAUCGAGAGAACAAAGAACAACAUCGCUUGGAUGGACGCUCACUAUGAAGACAUUAGCAAGUGGCUCAACAACAAGGGAUACGAUACACUCUAAACGAACUGCUAUGUGAUUUCUGUCUCUCUACUGACAAGGAUUUAAUGAUCCUUUUCUUAGGUUUGAUAAAAAAGUUACUAGUUUGUACUCUGAUUUAUUAUAUUGCACCAAACGAAAGGAAUUAAAGAUCUAUUGCCUUGGCACUGAAAUUCUGAAAUUCUAUAUGAAUACUCCGUAUAAUAGAGCUUUUCAACAUUUAAUUAGAUACGACAUUGAAAUAAUAAUCGCAUUAAACUGAGCCUGCAGCCCGAUGAAUAUAAGGGUAAAAAUUAUUCUAAUUUGUAAUGACGGAUACUUCACAUAAGUACGUGUUCCAUUGUUAUAUAAAUGUGAAAUAUUUGGAUAGAAACUUGCGUAACGCAUAAGAAUCAAACUUGAAUAACUUGAACAAAUCUGCCACCUUAUUUUGAUUUAUUCUUCAUGAUUGCAUACCAGGCUAAAAUAGCAAACACGGUAUAGUCUUAGCGGGUUGUAAGGUAUAAACUUAAGGUUCAGAUUGAGAACCACGAGCCCUCAGACAGGAUCGGCCAUUAUCCGAUGGUAUUCUAUCACUAAGUUAUUUCAAUAUAUACACUCGUAAAUGAGAUGUCAAUAUGAAUUUUUUCAUGCUUAUCCAGCUAUCCAUUUUCAACGUCUGUAUAAUACCCCAAAAGAAUAAAACUGUGUACAACAUCAGUUAUAAUAGAGGAAAAUGUUGUACAUCGUUGUUCAUCAUACCUGCGACUUACCUAAAUUUGUGAGAUAUAAGGAGAUACUUGUAUUCAUUCUCUAUUGAUCGGCAUUAAAUACAUAUUUAAACCAACCUCCA
Molecule: messenger RNA, 3951 nt
Organism: Hyalella azteca
Lineage: Eukaryota; Metazoa; Arthropoda; Malacostraca; Amphipoda; Hyalellidae
Gene: superdeath
Product: aminopeptidase N
Exons: 18
Coding region: 162-3143 (993 amino acids)
Biological process (GO): peptide catabolic process; proteolysis
Cellular component (GO): cytoplasm
Molecular function (GO): metalloaminopeptidase activity; peptide binding; zinc ion binding
Source: RefSeq, a predicted model, not a curated record